Messenger RNA from Spinacia oleracea (spinach), 2034 nucleotides. RefSeq lists its product as uncharacterized. The transcript has 8 exons. Bases 211 to 1917 code for a protein of 568 amino acids. NCBI's taxonomy places the organism in Eukaryota, Viridiplantae, Streptophyta, Magnoliopsida, Caryophyllales, Amaranthaceae. The record is from RefSeq and is a predicted model, not a curated record.
CACAUCAGGAAAGCACCAAUUUUGGAGCCAAAAUAAGGCAACAAAACAAUGGAAAAUUAUCACCAUUUUAAGCAAUUACGCCCAAUCACCAUCUCAUCUCCCAUCACCAUUAAUUUAACCCCACAAAAUUCCCACACAAAUUCUUGAAUCUUCAAAAUUGUAUAUACAAAAACUUGUAUAUUUGCGCUUCUAACGAAUUCCAAUCCGAAAAUGGCAACUUCAUCAUUCAAAUCUUCCUCCAGAAAACCCAGCACUUCAUCUUCAACCUCUACAACUUCAACAAAUAAGCAGCCAUUGCAGCCGCAAUCAAGAAAGCCACAUAAUACGACCCAGAAAUCUCUUCCUCGAAGAUCGAGAAGUGUGAGCGCAUAUUCGAGGUCUCAGUUGGAUACAACCUCGGAAUUCCAGAACAAAAGGGACAAUCCUCUCUUUUCGAUUGAUGGGUCACCUAAUUCCGAUGAAGAUUUUGACGAGGUUAAGUUGUCGGAUUUUGGGAUCCCCAAAAUGGUUGGGGUUGAUAAUUUAAAGGGUGGUUUUGAUGGUGGUGGGUGGGAGAGUACAAGGGGACGGUCUGCUUCCCGGAAUUCUGACGGUGAGACAAAGUUUUCUGGUAGUGGUCGUGGUGGAGGGCGGAAAAUUUUGGGGCGGAGCUUGUCAAUAGUUGAUACAGGACGCCGGGGUCGGUCGCCGGCUGGAUGGCACUAUGGGAAUUCUGAGAGUGAACAGGAGCAGGCAAGUGAAGCAUUAAAUUCUAGAAGCAAAAGUAAGAUCAGUUCAAAUGCAAAUCGUGCUUUGCUUGACAAAAAGAAAUAUCUGCUUAGAAGUGCCUCCGAUAUAUCUGAAAUGCUGAAAGGCCGGAAUACAUGGUCAAGUCAGCAUCCUACCACAGAAACUUCAGACGUUUCUAUCAUUAAUCUGUCUGGUUCACGAAUACCACAUUGGGAUGAUGGAAUAUCAACAAGUUCCAUCUCAGAAGCUGAAGAGAAGACUAUCAAACCAGUUUCAGUGGAGAAGAUAACUCCAUUAAUUGACAACAAUGGCACAACUGGUAGAAUUCUAGAAACUGUUCGUACAGAAGUUAGACGGGCUUUCUCGGACAUGCAAAAUGACUUAAAACAUGUCAGGCUAAGGAGUAAUUCUGAUGGUAAUCAUACUAUUCAUAGCAGCAUUAUCUCAAAUGACACUCCUGAACUGGAAAAUCCUGAUGUAGUUGAACUAGUAGAAGAGUUCAGAGAGGAAUUUGCAAGGGAGCUGGAAGAGUGUGAAGAACGCACCAGGAAACUUCGAGCGGAAUUAGCUGUUGAAGAGCAUCGCGAGAUUGAAUUAAGUAAGAUUCUCAACGAUACUGUUCCAGAGCCAAAGACUCCUGUCGUGCUAAAAACUCGUGCAGUAAGAAAGGCUAGUUUUGAAAGGAAGAAAAUGUCUAGGCACCUUGAAGAAGAAGCAUUGGCUUUUUUUGAUGAAUGUGUAUCAAUAUCAACAUUUGACGAGUCUGACUUUUCAUCUCUAGAGGAUCUACCGGUCAGCAUUGUUGAUGGACCAAGCGGAGAAAGAGUAGGUUUAACAGGAGUUCCAAGCAGGUUUAGUGAUAUCUUCUCUUUUGAGACCGAGAGAACUCCAUGUAUGCAAUCUAACGAGGGUUCACCACAAAAAAGAAGUGUAGUGAAAAAACCUGGUUCGAUUUCACUCGAGGAAGACAUAAGAAACUACGUCAAAAGUGUCUCCAAGGACAGUGAAGAAGAAACCAGGGAUUGUGAUAUCGUUAAAACAAGUCAUAGAAACAUGGAAGACUACAAUCGUGAAGUAGCCGAGAAACUAUUGCUAGACCGGUUAGCUUUUAGGAGCAGAAUAGAGUCAGGAGGAAUGUUAUUAUGCGGUGGGGGUUCAAUGGCUCCCUUCUCUUCUGGUUUAUGGUAAAUGUAUGUAUAGUGAUUAGUGGAAGUGGACUACUCCUGAAAAUCGUGUAUACAUACAUACAUGCUAAAUCCUUUGGCAAUUAAAUGUAUAAGUUACUUAUUCUUUUGUUUGUGUGAA